AUGCGCAACUUCUCGGAGCCGUGCAUCCCAGUCGAGGAAUCACAAGACUUUCCAACAAGAGGCGGAGAUGCGGCCCUUCGAGGGACUGUCCUGGUCGGACCCCCGCUGCUCCCAGCCAUCGCUUUAUCCUCCCGAGGGUCAGCAGAUCCCAGUGUGGAUCCGUUGAGUCAUGCGUCUCCGCCUGGGCACUCCGCGAUUUUGUGUCGGCCUCCUGAAAUUCUGGAGGGAGGGGAAAUGGAAGAUCAUGAGCCGAAAGUUUAUCUGGAAGCCAGCGACCUUUGGAGACAGUUCCACAAAUGCGGUACUGAAAUGAUCAUCACAAAAUCUGGGAGGCGCAUGUUUCCGCCGCUCAAGGCCAGGUGCAUCGGGAUGGACAGAAAAGCCAAAUACAUUCUUCUGAUGGACAUCGUGGCGGCUGAUGACUGCAGAUACAAGUUUCAUAACUCCCGCUGGAUGGUGGCAGGGAAGGCGGACCCGGAGAUGCCCAAACGCAUGUACAUCCACCCGGACAGUCCGGCCACGGGCGAGCAGUGGAUGUCUAAAGUGGUCACCUUCCACAAACUCAAACUGACCAACAACAUAUCUGACAAACACGGAUUUACAAUUCUCAACUCAAUGCACAAGUACCAGCCGAGAUUUCACAUAGUGAAGGUAAACGACAUCCUCAAACUGCCUUACAGCACCUUUAGGACGUACGUCUUCUCUGAGACGGAGUUCAUCGCAGUAACAGCUUAUCAGAACGAUAAGAUCACACAACUUAAAAUAGACAACAAUCCUUUCGCGAAGGGUUUCCGAGACAUGGGCAACGGAAGAAGAGAAAAGAGGAAACUACAGCAUUCAUCACAAAGAUCUAAAGAGAUGCGGAUGAUUGACACAGAACCUGAACCUGUAAAAGACUCAUCCCCACAAUAUUCAGACAAACCCCAGUCAUCAGAUGCCCAUGAAAGUGACAGUCACAAAGACGAUAAAGUUGAGGGCGAUGCUGGAGAAGAGGAGCGCAAAACCCAAAAAGAGACGAAGCGCGGGCCGAAGGUUUCCCUCACAGACAGGACAGCACAGAGUCCAGCUGGCACACAGAAGGAACUGGACCCGAGACAAAGCCAUGGCAUCAAUAUCACAGCUGAUGGAGCGAGUUGCUCUGAGCCACAAGACUCAGACAAGGAACAAAUGUGCACGUUACGCAGCGGUUGUGCACACUGUUGUGUUUAUCCGCCGGAGUUAAACACACAUCUCUGGGAUCCCAGUAUCCCCAGCAGUCUUUUCCACUCUGCUCAGGUGAACACCUGGAACAGCUGUGCCACCGUGGACAGAGCAGCUCCGUGUGGACUGAGCCUGGCAGCGCCUGUCAGGACUCCAGGAGCUCCAGGGUUUCCUGUCAGCCUCCAACAGCACGUGUUGCUACAGGACCUGGUGAACUUUUCACACUUUGGGGGCUUUCUGUUUUAUCCCUACACCAGCCUCUCAUUGAGGUCCAAAGUGGAUUUCAGAGCCUACCCAAGAUUCCACAGCCAGGACUACUUCACCUCUCCGGUAAUAUCUUCAUCUGUUCCUACUGCGGGUGGCGGUGGAUUGAAAUAUCUUGUCCCUGAUUUGCUACCAAAAACCAAGCAGAUGAACUCAGUGGACGAAGCUGAAAGUGACUGCCGUCAAAACGAAUCACAAACAGAGAGAAAAUUCUGA
Molecule: messenger RNA, 1680 nt
Organism: Toxotes jaculatrix (banded archerfish)
Lineage: Eukaryota; Metazoa; Chordata; Actinopteri; Toxotidae
Gene: tbx3b
Product: T-box transcription factor 3b
Exons: 7
Coding region: 1-1680 (559 amino acids)
Biological process (GO): positive regulation of DNA-templated transcription; regulation of transcription by RNA polymerase II; cell fate specification
Cellular component (GO): nucleus
Molecular function (GO): DNA-binding transcription factor activity, RNA polymerase II-specific; RNA polymerase II cis-regulatory region sequence-specific DNA binding
Source: RefSeq, a predicted model, not a curated record